GAAUAUUUUGAAGAGUUUUACUAGAAUACAAACUUUAACAAGCAUUAUGCCUCGACCGCGUAAAACUUCGUAUACUGGGGACAAACCUCCAUACAGUUACGUUGCAUUGUGCGCCAUGGCUAUCCACAGUUCGCCAGUCAAGAUGAUGACUUUAAGUCAAAUAUAUAAAUUUAUCAUGGAUAAUUUCCCAUUCUAUCGAAAAAACAGUACACGCUGGCAAAAUUCUUUACGACAUAAUCUAUCGUUUAACGAUUGUUUCGUAAAAGUAUCGAAAACCUCGGAGCAUGGUGGAAAAGGGAAUUAUUGGAAAUUACAUAAAAACAGUGCUCAGAUGUUCGAAGAGGGUAGCUUGUUACGAAGAAAAAGAAGAUUUCAUUCGGAUUCCAGCAUCGAGGAUACACACCAAGAAACUGAAGAUGAAUGUUAUAGCCCAAAAAAAACACGUACGGGCGAGCCGUACCAAGAAAAAAACUUAUCUAAAAAUUGCUCUUCGUUUACGAUAGACAAUAUACUAAAAAAAGAUGAUAGCAGAAUACACAGAGAAAUAAAAAUAACGAACACAAAAGAACAAUGUUAUCUUAUCCGCUCGAAUAACUAUAUAAGUGAUGAAAAUGUUUUCAGAGCAGAUAGGAACAACGAACCGUAUGAUAUGAAAGAAGUAAUAUCACUUCCUUGCUAUGAUGUUUGUAAAAGCGCGUUCAAACCAAUACUACCAAACCGUUGUUGCACGAAUUUUACCUCCUAUACUUGCAUUUCUCAAAGAUAUUGCGAACUGUGAUAGAGAAUGUGAUUAUUUUUAUGAAUUUUAGUCUUGUUUUUAUGUUAUGUUGGUAAAUUUUGAUAAAUUAUUUUUGCUAGAUACACGGUUUUUAUAAGUGCACCAAAUUGCAAAUAUAUUUUAACGAUCCUACUGUUAAAUUCGAAGUUCUCCUUCGACUAGCCUUUUGUUUUCCA
Molecule: messenger RNA, 954 nt
Organism: Hydractinia symbiolongicarpus
Lineage: Eukaryota; Metazoa; Cnidaria; Hydrozoa; Anthoathecata; Hydractiniidae
Product: protein lin-31-like
Exons: 1
Coding region: 47-778 (243 amino acids)
Biological process (GO): regulation of transcription by RNA polymerase II; anatomical structure morphogenesis; cell differentiation
Molecular function (GO): RNA polymerase II cis-regulatory region sequence-specific DNA binding; DNA-binding transcription factor activity, RNA polymerase II-specific
Source: RefSeq, a predicted model, not a curated record